AAACACAUUCUUUCUCGGGAAAAUCAAGUAUGUCGUCUUCUUCAGGCAAUCGAAGCAACAACAACGGAGCUUCUUCCUCUCACCCUCCUCCUCCCAUCACUUCAUCUCGUCUCUACAUCGCGAACAAAGCCAAAGAGAUCCUCGCGACACGCGACGCCACAGGAAUCACCAGACUCGUCACGAACCUCUGCUACGCGAAAGAAUCAGACGAAUCCUCGAGCCUUCUCUACAAAACCUUCAAGAAGCAUUUCCCGAAUCUCUUAGCCGUCAAACUCAUCCACGCGUACAGAUUCAUCACGACGACGUUCCCCUCCUCCUCUCGCUUAGGCCUUCGAUCUUACCCCCUCGAACUCCUCGUCACGCUUCUCAUCGAUCUCGAAGAGUCUAACGUCGCGUUGAAAACAGAGGCGUUGAACGACGUGAAAGAGCAUCUAAACGCUUGCCUUGUACAUCAAGAAACCUCUGAUCGCGAGUUUAAGCUCCUCUCGAGAAUCGUAUCUCGCGUCUCCGUUGAUUUCUUCAUCGAAUCCAUCCCGUGGGAGGAGCUCUCUUCCUUCAUCGUCUCUUUAAACGACAAGAAAAUGCUGCUGAUGUUCGGGGAGUUACCGACUGUUCUUGACGAAGGUUUCUUGAAGCCGUUGCUGGAGAACGGUCUCCCGUUCAAGAUCCUUAAAGGCUUGUUUCAUCAAGAUCGUGAUGAUGAAUGGUGUUUAGCGUUGGAAGCUGGGUUCAAUCUGAUGCUGCAGCUGAUAAACCUGGAGAGGAAAGAUUUGGUUUGGGAUUCGGUUUACGCGAUUGUGAGUUCGGUUUGGGAGAUGGUUAACGUGCGGAAACGAGAUAUGGUUGUGCGUAAAGGGCUGUUGAGGUUAGUGAGGAAAGUGCGCAGCGAAGCUUUGAGGUUUCGUGGGCGUGAGUAUGAGUUUGUGUUGCGUUUGGCUUUGAUGAUUAAGAGAAUCGAUGGACUUGGAGAUGAUACGAAGGUUGCUGCGAAGAUGAUCCAUGAUGUUCUUGAUAGGUAUUACAUGGGAGGUACAGGAUUGGAUUCGGGUUUCGUCCAGGGCCUAAUUGGUAGUUACUCUGCUUAAACCGAUUCUAGGAUUUAGGGUUUAUGCAUUUUUUUUUUGUAAUUGGUUUUAGCUAUUGAGAAGUCAAUAAAAAUUAGGUUGGUUUCUUUGAG
Messenger RNA from Brassica oleracea var. oleracea, 1177 nucleotides. RefSeq lists its product as uncharacterized. The transcript has a single exon. Bases 30 to 1085 code for a protein of 351 amino acids. NCBI's taxonomy places the organism in Eukaryota, Viridiplantae, Streptophyta, Magnoliopsida, Brassicales, Brassicaceae. The record is from RefSeq and is a predicted model, not a curated record.